Messenger RNA from Salvia splendens (bonfire salvia), 1105 nucleotides. RefSeq names its product (+)-neomenthol dehydrogenase. The record is from RefSeq and is a predicted model, not a curated record. The transcript has 5 exons. NCBI's taxonomy places the organism in Eukaryota, Viridiplantae, Streptophyta, Magnoliopsida, Lamiales, Lamiaceae. Bases 57 to 983 code for a protein of 308 amino acids. Gene Ontology annotation, cellular component: membrane.
AGGAAAUAGAAAUUAAAUUGAGUUGGAUUGAGAUUUGAGUGGCAGCUGCUCAACCGAUGGUCUGCGGCUCUGCGCAAUUGCAAAGCAGAUUUGGAUACGCGGUGGUUAGCGGAGCAAACAAGGGCAUCGGUUUCGAGACAGUCCGGCAGCUCGCGGCUGCCGGCGCCACCGUUGUUUUGACUGCGAGAAAUCAGAAACGAGGCGUGGAAGCCGCCAAUCGACUGCACCGAUCGGGUCUCUCCAAUGUACUAUUCCAUCAGCUUGAUGUACAAGACGCGCAAAGCAUACACUCCCUCGCCCUAUUCAUCCAAACGCGGCGGUUCCAGAGCCUCGAUAUUUUGGUUAACAAUGCUGGAGCUACUGGGGUAGAAGUUGAUGAAGAUGGCCUAAGGGCUAAAAAUAUCGAUCCCGAAAUAUGGCUAGCAGGAAAGGCGGUGGACAUGAUCCAAGACGUUAUGAAAACCACCUACGAAGCAGCAAAAGAAUACAUACAGACCAAUUACUACGGUGUCAAGAACCUAACCGAGGGCCUUCUUCCUCUGCUGCAGCGCUCCAUCUCAGGGGCUCGGGUCGUCAAUGUCAGUUCCCUGAGGGGAGAAUUAUCCCGUGUCCCUGAUGAGCGGAGAAGGAGAGAACUCGGGGAUAUAGACACUCUAACGGAGGAGAAAAUCGAAAGGAUUCUGCGACAGUUUCUCCAGGAUGUGCAACGGGGAGCGAUUGAAGCCAACGGAUGGCAGAAGAUGCUACCGGCUUACAGCAUAUCGAAGGUAACUCUAAAUGCCUACACCAGACUAUUUGCUAGGAAGCAUCCAGAUAUGUGUGUGAACUGUGUGCACCCGGGAUACGUGGACACCGAUCUCAACUGGCACACGGGACCAUUGACGGUGGAAGAGGGGGCUCGAGGCUCCGUCAUGCUGGCUCUACUGCCCGAUGGAGGCCCCACCGGGUGCUACUUCGACCGAACAAAUGUCGCUUGCUUCUAAUUUGGUAUGGGAGCUCAGUCUAAUUUGCAAUGCUUUUUGUAACUGAUUUGAGUUCUAAUUUUUGCAUACAUAACAAUCUAAUAGUAGUCUUUAAACAAUAGAGAAAUUUUUAUUUUUUUUAA